Lathyrus sativus (Indian pea) is the source of this 2289-nucleotide messenger RNA. The record is from the annotation of a GenBank genome assembly. Lineage: Eukaryota; Viridiplantae; Streptophyta; Magnoliopsida; Fabales; Fabaceae.
AUGCACCGCGUGGGUAGUACGGGUAACGCAAACAAUUCAACUCGUCCUCGAAAGGAGAAAAGAUUAACGUAUGUGUUGAACGACUCUGACGACACAAAGCAUUGUGCAGGCAUAAACUGUCUUGCCCUACUUACAUCUGCAAUAUCUGAUGGGUCAGAUUAUCUCUUUACCGGAAGCCGUGAUGGCAGGCUAAAACGAUGGGCGCUUUCUGAGGAUGUGGCAACAUGCUCUGCCACCUUUGAAUCUCAUGUGGACUGGGUUAACGAUGCUGUUCUUGUCGGUGACAACACACUCGUUUCUUGUUCUUCAGAUGCAACCCUUAAGACAUGGAAUGCUUUGUCCACUGGAACUUGUGUUAGGACACACCGCCAACACACUGAUUAUGUUACUUGCCUCGCAGCAGCUGGAAAAAAUAGCAAUAUUGUUGCCUCUGGUGGCCUUGGCGGGGAGGUUUUUAUGUGGGAUAUUGAAGCUGCACUUGCUCCAGUGUCUAAGUGCAACGAUGCUACGGUUGAUGAGUCUACUAAUGGUAUUGCCAACUCAUUACCUUCGACAAACUUGCGUAAUAUCAGCUCAAGCAACAGUAUAUCCUUGCACACUACUCAAACUCAAGGGUACAUUCCAAUUGCUGCCAAAGGCCAUAAGGAGUCUGUUUAUGCAUUGGCCAUGAAUGAAGGUGGGUCGAUUCUUGUCUCAGGUGGCACAGAAAAGGUUGUACGUGUUUGGGACACAAGAUCAGGAUCAAAGAUUCUAAAGCUUAAAGGGCACACAGAUAACAUCAGGGCUCUACUUCUGGAUUCUACUGGCAGAUAUUGUUUGUCAGGAUCUUCAGAUUCUAUGAUAAGGCUUUGGGAUAUAGGUCAGCAGAGAUGUGUUCAUUCCUAUGCAGUUCAUACAGAUUCUGUUUGGGCACUUGCCAGCACCCCAACAUUUAGUCAUGUUUAUAGUGGGGGCCGAGACUUUUCAUUAUACUUGACAGACUUGCAAACAAAAGAGAGUAGUUUGCUUUGCACCGGCGAACACCCUAUUCUUCAAUUGGCUUUGCACAAUGAUAGCAUAUGGGCUGCAUCAACAGAUUCUUCAGUUCAUAGAUGGCCUGCUGAAGGAUGCAACCCUCAAAAGAUUUUCCAAAGAGGCAAUUCCUUUUUAGCUGGAAACUUGUCCUUUUCAAGAGCAAGGGUGUCACUAGAAGGAGCUCUCCCAGUUCCUUUAUAUAAAGAACCCACCUUAACUAUCAAGGGAACCCCUGGAAUAGUGCAACAUGAAGUUUUAAAUAACAAGAGGCAUGUGUUGACAAAGGAUACAUCUGGUUCAGUGAAGCUUUGGGAGAUUACUAAAGGUGUUGUGGUUGAAGAUUAUGGGAAGGUUUCAUUUAAGGAGAAAAAGGAAGAGCUAUUUGAGAUGGUAAGUGUUCCCGCGUGGUUCACUGUGGAUACGAGGCUCGGAACUUUGUCCGUCCAUUUGGAUACUCCCCAGUGCUUUUCUGCAGAGAUGUAUUCAGCAGAUCUUAACAUCUUCGGGAAGCCUGAAGACGACAAGGUUAAUUUGGGUCGAGAAACCCUAAAAGGACUCUUGGCUCAUUGGUUAAGAAAACGAAAGCAAAGAAUGGGGUCUCCAGCUUCAGCCAAUGGAGAAUUAUCUGGAAAGGAUGUUACUUCUAGAAGUCUUAUCCAUUCGAGAGCUGAGGUUGACGUGAGUUCUGAGAAUGAUGCUAUGGUUUAUCCUCCGUUUGAAUUCUCAGUUGUUUCCCCUCCUUCAAUUGUUACCGAGGGCACUCAUGGAGGUCCGUGGAGGAAAAAAAUAACUGAUUUAGAUGGAGCGGAAGAUGAGAAAGACUUUCCCUGGUGGUGUCUAGACUGCGUUUUGAAUAAUCGGUUACCUCCCAGAGAAAAUACAAAAUGCAGUUUCUAUUUGCAUCCAUGCGAAGGCUCUCCAGUCCAGAUCCUGACACAAGGAAAGCUAAGUGCUCCACGUAUAUUAAGAAUUCACAAAGUUAUUAAUUAUGUGGUAGAAAAGAUGGUGCUCGACAAACCUUUGGAUAACAUACUUGCUGAUGGUAAUUUUCCCCCUGGACUUACUGGGUCACAGUCACAACUUCAAGCAGUCGGAGAUGGAUCUUUCCGAUCUGGAUCUGGAUUCAAACCUUGGCAAAAGCUUAAACCUUCAAUUGAAAUAUUGUGCAACAAUCAGGUGUUAUCUCCUGACAUGAGCUUAGCCACUGUGCGAGCUUAUGUAUGGAAGAAAUCAGAUGACCUGGUCCUAAAUUACAGAGUUGUUCAAGGAAGGUGA